Opisthorchis viverrini is the source of this 4859-nucleotide messenger RNA. RefSeq lists its product as hypothetical. Gene Ontology annotation, biological process: regulation of transcription by RNA polymerase II. The record is from RefSeq and is a predicted model, not a curated record. Gene Ontology annotation, molecular function: RNA polymerase II cis-regulatory region sequence-specific DNA binding; DNA-binding transcription factor activity, RNA polymerase II-specific. The transcript is spliced from 4 exons. Lineage: Eukaryota; Metazoa; Platyhelminthes; Trematoda; Opisthorchiida; Opisthorchiidae. Gene Ontology annotation, cellular component: nucleus. The coding region runs from base 287 to 2884 and encodes 865 amino acids.
CGGGAAACCGAACGGCCACGCCUGUUUCCCCGUCAGACGAUGCCAUUCUCCUAGACCAAGCUCCGGUGCUUUGCUCCUUCAGGAAUUUCAUCCGGUCCGAAAUUUUUGCACCCGUGUUUUUUACUACUCAUCCGUUCAGUUCACAGUCCCCGUGAUGCUGUCGAACACCUAUCUCAUUUUUAUACGCCGAUGCCUCUCUUUGUUCUGCGUUUUUUAACUGUUUAACUGAUGUUUUCAUGUGUCGAUACGAGACCUGAUAUGCUCUGGUCUUCUUGUUAGCGCACUAAUGUCUGCAUCCUACAUCCACCGUGAUCCACUGGUUUUGAACCCCAACACACCUCAGGCACUUUCUUCAAGAAUCGGAACCAGCGUCGGUCACAAUGAUUACUUGUCUUUGUCAGCUUCUGAUGGUUUACUUGGUCAGGGACAUCGGCCUUACGAAAGUCGUACGAUCCCGGCCAAAUCCAGUCCUCCUACGCAAACUCAGGUUUCCCUCCAGUCCCCCAAGAUGUCCCCAGAUUCCACUCUAACUCAUCUUCCUUCACAAAGCACAGCUUCUGUGCCCCGUUUUCCUUCACCGUCUACCGGAUUUCGUGCCACGGGGACAACUGUUUCCCCCUUAUAUGAUGGUUUCCUUCGAUCGGCUAUAAGCACGGACGUUUCCGACAGACCGUGUAUGGUAGGCAGCUCCACCGGCAUUCGUGAUACAGUUGGCAGUUCUGUUUCUGUCCAGCCAAAAUCCGAUCAGAACCGCACAAUAUCCGCUCAGGUUGGUUCUUUAGUCCGUCCCCGUGCAAUGACCGCGUCAAACACUUCGCGAGCCUGCACUCCAAACAAUACACCCAGUUCUUCCGCUUCCAUACCAUCAAGCACCACUCCUGUGAAAAAGUCUUCUCGUCGCAAUCCAUGGGGUCCGGAGACGUAUUCGGACUUGAUUUCUGUUGCAAUUCACUCAUACCCAGACCAACAGGCUACACUGCAGCAAAUCUACGAUUUCAUAAUUACCCACUACGAAUACUUUAGGGAGCGCAGCGACCCGGCCACAUCUGCCGGAUGGAAGAAUUCUAUUCGACACAAUCUUUCUCUGCAUGAUCGGUUUACCAAGUGUCCUAAGUCAUCGGAUAACACAAAAUCUUCGUAUUGGAGAAUCAACACAGAGGUAGCCUCGAAGCCCUACGUCCGUCGCCGUGCCUGUUCGAUGGAUAAUACUAACGCCCUUAAACGUCCUGCUGGUUCUAUGAAGGCCGGAAACCGUGGUAGUAGUGGUGUUUCUCGGGGUAGCCGAACAUCGACCGACAAAUUGACAUCUAGAGGGUCGACGACUUUGAAUGGAUCAUCCUCAUCUACCUUAUGUGACUCUAUGCAAUGUGCUCCUAAUCUAACCAUUGGCACUGCAGACAUUUCACCGCGUUUUGAUAUUCGCACGCAACAACCGGCAAGACAGUAUCCCAAAGGUGGUUAUGGCCUUCCGAGCAAAAUCCCGAAUUACUUCCAGCAUGCGACCCCAAUGGGAAAGGAGCAGGAGUUACAGUUGCCUUGCAACGGGAAUCGCUGGUCCAACUUAAAGUUGUCCCCUCCCGGAGGCACUGUGCACUACCCAUACGACCAGCUUUCGAAUAAUCUGCUGUUGGACUCUGAGUUCAACUCGAUGGUUGGCUCUACCGACCACGAACUGGUGCGCAAUCGCGCAAGUAGCUUAAUCGAAAACCUUCUUCGUUCCGACCACGCUGGCUUGGAUGUUGGUAGCUCCACUGUUGCACAUUUUUCACAAACGUACCUACCGAACGCCCCUUUGAGCAACACGGGUUUAUCACUUCCAUGGGGUGCCCCUCCGAACCAACGCAGUGGAGCCAUGGAUCAUUCAGGUUCUUCACUCCUCUCUUCGGUCAGUCAACCUCAUCCAUUGGAUAUGACUCCUCAGUCCACCCAACUACGAUCCCUGUCACCGGAGCCUGCUGCAGAUAAUAUGUUGCAUCAUAACCAUUUGAGACCCGUACGACUACAAUCCACUGUUACCAAUGUCAGUUCCAAUAAUAGCAGUCACGUUUCGGAAUCCGUUGAUGCCAUGUUUGGUUCUUCCUGGCAGAAUUACGCUACUCAGUUCCAAUUUCCUAUAAGCAAUGCGAUUUCCAACGUUUCCAGCGUUUAUCCCGGUUUCAGUGGUAUUUCUCCGUUUCCUGCGGUUCACAGCGUCUCCGGUCAUCUUCCGGUGGAUGGGUUCAAACCUAACUACGAUGUAUCCAGCAUGGAUCAUCACUCCACGAGCUCUUCCGUUACCUCAACCAACUCCAUGUUGCCGUUCUUCUCCUCAACCAGUACGAAUGUGGUGUGCACUGCUUCUCUGUCACCCUCGGCCAGCAGCUCUACCAGUUCAUCUACAAGAUCCUGGAGGCAUGUUCUUGGCCUGGAUGGGACCAUUCAUGGAGACCAGUCAACCAGCCAACCGGAUCGCUGUCUGUCUAAUGCUGCGGGUUCCAGCGGUUCUGGACUUGAAAGUAGACCAACAGCUUCUAUAUCCCCUUCCGUCCCACACUACUACUCGCCAAUGCGUACUGGACUGUCGGGAGCAUUUGCAAACCCGGAUUGUGCUUUAGACACUCCACCAUAUCAUCAGCUCAAACAAGAAUCGCUCGAGAACACCGAUGUCGGCGUUGACCUCGGUAUCAGAGAUCGAUCCAUCGAUUGUACGAAACAGACCAGCCCUUCCGAAAACUACAACGUGAACAUUGCUUCGCGUUCUGAGCUUUGUUCCGCAUUAGCUAACCGUUGUUACUCUGAAGACUUCACUUAUGAAGAGGAUGAUGAUCGCGAUAAACUCGAAUUGGAGCUUAGCCUAGAACUGGCCGACCGCAUUGUGCGUUCCACAAAGUCGGAGAACAGGUAGUGAUUCCUGUGAGUAAACGUUAGCCCAUUCAUCUUGGUGAUGUUUUAUUACACCUCAGGGAAUACACAAGGAUAACACACUCUCCGGAUUUUUUGUUACUAUUCGACUUUAGUGCCGUUUUGACCGUCGAACUGCUUUUGUUUACCUGUGUUGUCAUUUUCCUUUUUACCACCCUUAACCAUUUGACCUUAUAAUACCUACCUUUUUGCACAUGUUUUCAGCCUGUUAUUUUUUCUGUCUGUGAUCCACUGCUCUGCGUGUGCAGGGGUGAAUGCGUCAGGGAUUUUUUUCCGAGUGUCCUUUUGCUUUCCAUUUCGUUAAUCGCCUGCCAUCGAACUUCCGACCUCACUUUUCUAAGACCAGAUUAUUCUUAUUCCUGUCACCUACCUUAGAGCAAAUGUAACGGUCAUAAAUUCUAUACGGUUCGAAUCGAACCGACCUCAUCUAACCUUGGCGGGUCCCUCUAUCAAUCCGCCCCCAGGCUUGGGGCCUUUGGAGACCCUACUAAUCGGCAGGGAUAAUAUUACAACGCCACUACUGAUCGCGCCGUAACUGACAAACGCUGUUAUUGUUAUUUUGGAUUUCCCUUUGCUGCCUGACUACAUCGGUUUUUGUGUCUGACCUUAUUCACUCUAUGCUUGAUUUUGUUCAACAUUGCCGUAGACAUACUUUUAUUUAUCUCAGAAUUUGUGUUUAUUUUGCUGCGAGCGUUAGCCUUGUAGCUGACUCAGACACAUGCACACACAGGGCUCAUAAACUGCUCCGCAUUUAAACUCUCAGGUCGGUCAUUGGAUUCCCAAUCCAUCUGAUUUCUCGGAGCACCAUCAAUAGCGCCACCACCCUACCUCGGUCAUCUCGUGCCUGUUGAGAUGGAUACUGCUUUCCUAUCUACUUUACCACUCAGAUUGUUUAGGCUGGUGAUAGCAGCGGAUAAUUGCGCCAUUUACCCCCUUAAGCGCUGGAUUCCUCCCAAUCUUUUCACAGUGUUAAAACUGCCUAUUCCCCUUUCGUAAUGCAGUUCUCUUUGUCUUGUUGUACGCGGUAUCGACACGAGAAGUUGAUCCUUGUUCCAUAACAUUGCCGCGUCCAUCCACAUACGUGCACCAUCUUUCCUCUUCAGCUGCGACUGGAAACCUUUCUUCUCCCUCUGGCAUCACUGGAUUAUGUUCCAGUGUUGGUUUACCCAGUGGCAUGCAUGUUACGAACCGGUUUUCCGCUUCACUCUUUUUACUACUUUGAUUUCAUUUUUGACGUUUUCGCGUCAUUGUGAAUUGGGAACAAGCGCCGCCUAACUUCUCAUUUUGUCGUCCUGUUUAUCGUUUUUUUACGCGUGGUUAUCAUUUCAUUAUGUUGAUCAUCGUGCUUCUCUCCAGCGCCAUCUCUUGAAUAAUAUGUCAGUUCGGCCAUUGUAACUUGGAGCAAAUCUGCUUGUUUAUAUUUGAACACACGCACAGAACGCGCCUACUCUCACUUAUUCGUCUACUUCUACCUCUCGCUACUUUCCCACUACGUUCGCCUGCUGUUUCGAUGGAUUUUCCAUGAAUUUCGUCCUGCGACCAGCAAUUUCUCUUCGCCUACUGUACUAUACUGCCCGUUCAUCAACGUCAUUUUAACGUGAUUUUUCUAAAGUUUGAGCGGUAUGGUCUUGUCCUCUCCAUUUGGUGAUGGGCAUGAUUUUGCAUUACUUCUCUAUAUAUGCUGUGCUCGAUCAAGUCGUUAAUACGGUCUACUCACCCAACGACACUCAGGUAUCCCCUUUCCUGUCAUUAACCGGAUUCUCAGGUACUUUGUACGUGUAUUUCCAUACAUACCACGCUUGUCGUCAUUACUCGAUGUUGGUUGUGCGCCACAUUUGUCAUUUGGCUUCACCUUCAUGUCUGUGUGUGUGCGUGCGUGUGCUUGUUUCUGUUUCCGUAUGUGAUCCCCCAGCUAUUCUACGUGAACAAGUCAAUCACUAAUGCAUAGACACCUGUGA